This is a messenger RNA of Sardina pilchardus (European sardine), 3646 nucleotides long. Its product is annotated as major facilitator superfamily domain-containing protein 12-like. NCBI's taxonomy places the organism in Eukaryota, Metazoa, Chordata, Actinopteri, Clupeiformes, Clupeidae. Bases 497 to 1990 code for a protein of 497 amino acids. Gene Ontology annotation, cellular component: plasma membrane. Gene Ontology annotation, molecular function: symporter activity. The record is from RefSeq and is a predicted model, not a curated record. Gene Ontology annotation, biological process: carbohydrate transport. The transcript is spliced from 10 exons.
GAUGAAUUAAAAAAAAAACUGCCUAUAUGAACAUCUUUUUAUUUCAAGUUCUUGUGAUUUAGAAAGGCGUCAUUGGCAGAGCCGGCAAAGAGGAAGCAUAACGCAUGUGACUUUGUGUUGUGAAUGACACGGCCACUGUUAAGAAGCUUGGAGAUUGUCCAUAAAAGUGAAGGAGCGCUCGCGCAAAUAGGCCUACUUCGGUUUAUGUUUUAGGCUUGCCAAAUACUCAGCAUAAUCCGCAUUGUUUUAAGUCGUCAAGGGCAGCAAAAGUGCUGACUGCUGAAGGGCUUCGACAAGAAAGUCCUGGAAACACCUGCUGUCUCAUUUGGAUAUUGAUUUUUUUUUUUUCUUCUUUUACCCUUGGAAUAGGCUACGAUGGGCAUCCUUUAUUCUUGCGCGCUACAUGGUUAGAUUUUAAACGUUUCAUUGUCAUCGUUUGAAUAGGUCUGCUUAAACAAAAUAUUGAAGAUUGCUCUCCACGUAUGAUAAAACAGAAAUGCCUGAACAAGAUGACUUUCCAAUCCGCAAGCGCCUAUGCUAUGCUGUCGGACAUUUCUUGAAUGACUUGUGCGCGUCUAUGUGGUUCACGUAUUUGCUGGUGUAUUACCACACCAUCCUCGGUUUCCUCGACACAUACGCAGGUGUUCUUCUGCUCAUCGGUCAAAUAGCGGACGGGAUUUGCACGCCUCUCAUCGGUUACGAAUCAGACCGGACACCGGGAUGUGGAUCUUAUGGGAAAAGAAAGACUUGGCAUUUAGUGGGAACUUUGUGUGUGAUUUUGUCCUUCCCUUUUAUAUUUAACCCUUGUCUUGGGUGUGCCGGGGGUACGCCAAAUUGGGUGGGGAUCACCUACUUUACCCCGUUCAUAAUCGUGUUCCAGUUCGGCUGGGCAGCCACCCAGAUAUCCCACCUGUCCCUCAUCCCUGAACUGGUCUCCUGCGAACAUGACAAGGUGGAACUCACAGCAUACAGGAAUGCUUUCAGUGUGGUGGCUAACAUCACAGUGUAUGGUCUGGCGUGGCUACUCUUCCACUUCCAAGCACAGGAUGUGGAUCCCAGCGCUACCGACGACUUGGGACCUGUGGAUAUUCCACUGUUCAGGGAACUGGCUCUGAUAGUGGUGGGCACGGGGGCAGUGUUCUCCCUCAUCUUCCACCUGGGCAUCCGUGAGAAGGCCCCGCUGGGGGUGGAGGAGGAGGCAGAGGCUGGUGAGCGGGAAUGCCUGACCACUUCCUACCAGAGCCUCAUGCCUCCAUCCCCUCAAAGCUCCACCCCUCCUGUGCUGCUCCAGUGGAAACAUUGGCUUCGGGAGCCAUCCUUCUACCAGGUGGCUCUGCUGUAUAUGUGUACCAGGCUGAUAGUGAACCUGUCACAGACGUAUAUCUCCAUGUUCUUGACCAAUUCCCUGAUGCUCCCUAAGAACUUCAUAGCCACAAUCCCACUGGUGAUGUAUGUGAGUGGGUUUGUGUCAUCGCUGGUCAUGAAACCUAUUAGCAAGCGCAUCGGCAUUAACAUGACCUAUUUGGUUGGGCUGCUGCUGAUCAUGGCCUUUGCCUUGUGGGUUCUGCUGGAGAAGAACAUGGGGAAGCACAUCUACGGAGCAGCGGUUCUCCUGGGGUCCGGUUCCACCAUUAUCCUGGUCAUGUCUCUGUCCCUGACCGCCAACCUCAUCGGAGAACAAACGCAAAGUGGAGCCUUUGUGUAUGGAGCAAUGAGCUUUACUGACAAAGUUGCCAAUGGCGUUGCUGUGAUGCUAAUCCAAACCUUGUAUCCUUGUCACACUGCAGCCUGCUGUCCUGACUGUGUGUGGUUCUACCACCAUGUGAUGGUGUCUGUGACUGGCGGGGUGGCUCUGAUGGCGGCGCUGGCUCUGAUCAGUCUCUUCGUCUGGCCCAUCCAGAUUCGCCGAGGUCUUCCUGUUUUAACCGGAAGCACGGCAGCGGAUGGAAAGGAUACAUAUGGCACUCUGAGCCACUCUGUUGUGAACUGAAGGCCUGAGGCCGCACUGAUAACACUGGUGUUUGCCACGGCUGUGUUGGCUGCUCGUGCACGGGAAGAGUAAAGGAAACCACCUGGCAACCCUGUUUUCUUUUUCUGUUUUUUUCCCCCUUUUUUCAGAUCCUUCAUGUGGUUGAACAGUGAGGUACAUCAAUAAUGUAAGAAACUUGUUAUUGAAGUCAUCAGACAACAUCAGUUUGCUAUGGCAUUGUUGACACUAUCUUUAAUCAGCAUGUUUUAUACGUUCAUUGUUGGCAUUUAAGGAGAACACUCAGACUGUUUUAUUAUGAGUCAUUAUGUUUUUUUAAGGAUUCAUACCGUUUUAGUAGUACUCUUUAUGGGUAGUUAGUUUUUAACAUUCUCCAUAGAGUGCUGCUAUUCACUGGGUGCCUAUAGUAUAAUCAUUCUAUGUUUUUUUUUUUUUUUUUUAAUGUGUUUUGAUUAUUACUUUUUAAACACUUUUAAACUAUUGCCCUUUUUAUGUGUUUCAAUUAUUACUUUUUAUGCUUUUAUGCUUUUAUGUACUAUUACCUAAUGUGUUUUCUUUUUUCUUUUUUCUUUAUUCUUUAACGUUGAAACUAUUCUUUGACUAUUGCCCUUCAAUGCUUUUAUUAGCUAUUCCUGUUUGCUUGUGAAUGUGCAAAGCACACUGAAUGACCUAUGUGUAUGAUAUGCGUUAGGCUAUAUAAAUAAGGUUGACUUGUCUUGACUUGACAAUAACCUAAAUGCAUAUCCUAAUCCAUAUUGAUGGCAUUCAAAAGCAGAAUGCUUCUGUGGCAAGGCCAUUGAAAGACUCUUAGUUAUAGAUCCAGUCAUUCGGAGAAGUCACUAUCUCUAGUGUAGCACUCAUUGUACAAAAGCUCAGAGAAAGUGGAUAUGAGGGACAGACUCGUUCACAGACAAGAUAAUUCUGCUAACCAUUUGGUUUCUGUUCCUCUAAUGUCUGUACUGAAUUGUUGCUGUGAUAUGCAAACAGGUCUGAUGUGUAAAUGUUAUGUAUAGCUGAAACUUGAUGAUUGUGUAUCAUCAAUGCUUGUUGCACUGAAGUGGAUUUUCUUUAUUGUCGUUUUUUCUAAAGUCUUCUAUUGGAUGCAUUUUUUAAUACUUCCAGUUGUAAAGUCACAUUUUGCAAAGAACACUUUCAAAUUCAGUACAUUCAGUCCGUGAGCGGAUCACAUUGUACUCACAUAUAUAGUGUGAUGCCUGUACAUAGAGUCAAAUGAAAUUUUUCGGUCAGAUUUAUUUUAGGGACAAACGGUUUUGUCAGUAAAGUGUAUUUCAAUCAUUUUAUCUUGUCUCAUUUUGUAUUCCCAGUAAUAUUUUCUUGUCAUCGAUUUUCAUUUUGAGAAAACAAAAACCUCAUUUAAUUGGUGAGAAGUGUGGACUACUACAUCAUUUAGAUCAAUAUUUGGAGGUUUGGACUUUGUCUUUCCUUUCCCCAGGCUUAUGUCUCGCAUACUAUAAAUAACAAGACUUUCAUUAUGAGUAGAGCGAGUUCUUCAUUACAUUUGAAUCCCAGCAUUACUUUCACUAUUUAGUAGCCACACCUGGUAGACUGCUGGAAGCCACUUUGUUUGGAGCCUGUGCCUUAAGACUGACAUAAUGCUGAUACAAUCCUUUUGCAAUAUGUUAUGACAUUUAUGUUACC